Nomia melanderi (Alkali bee) is the source of this 3859-nucleotide messenger RNA. RefSeq lists its product as uncharacterized. The record is from RefSeq and is a predicted model, not a curated record. Lineage: Eukaryota; Metazoa; Arthropoda; Insecta; Hymenoptera; Halictidae.
AAGUAGUCUAUAUUUUACUUGUCUCAUUGACUGAAAUAGUCUAUGACUUCAGCAAGUCUUAUUGAUAAUACAUGAAAAUGUAUUACACAGAUAGUUUAUUGUGUAGUCGUGGUAUAGAUGAGACCUCGUUAUUUGAUGUUGAACUUCUACUAUCUAUCUCCGUCGAAUGACCUUAGUGACUUUUCAAUUCUUAAAUUGGUAGGCAACAAAAUAUAAAGCUUUGAUACGAGUUGAACGCUAAGUUCCUUUUCCUUCGUUUACUUUCCAAGGUUUUCAAAGAAUUCAUAGAAAUGACUACUGAUAACAAGAGCUGGGAUGAUAUGUUGAAAAUUGCCAAAAUACAACAACAAGAAUAUUAUGAACUUUUAUCACAGUGGACAAUAUAUAAUGAGGACGAAUACAAAUAUUUGAAACAAAAUAUUGGAUUUUCAAUUUUUGGUCCUCCAACAGAAUCUAAUACCUCUAUUUCAACUUCUUUAUCUACUAAUGUUACUGAUUCAUUACAUUACACAAAUAAAGCACAAAAAGUAAUAGAUCGAAUAUUUAAACAAAUACAAAAAUUUGGUGAAAUGAACUAUAAAAGUGCAUCUCCUCGAAACAAAAAAUGUAUUUGUUAUGGUGUUAUUUUCAAUGUAACACUUCCUAUAAAAAGCAGUUCGCUAAAAGAAUCAGAAAUAUAUGCACAACCUAUAUCCAUUUUUAAAAUAAUAACAAGAACGGAUACAGUAUUGUAUAUUGAUAUACAUGGCAGGGUAUAUAAAAGUUGGGAGAAUUAUAAAACAAAUAAUACCUUACCAAAAUGUACAAUGGUUCUUCCAAUGAAUGGAUUUUAUCAAUUUGAUAAAAGUUAUGAAAUUACUGAAGAAUAUUCGAUAGUGUGGUUAGAAAUUGUUAAUUCUCCUGCAUGUAAAGUAGCUAGAAAGGUUAUUGAAGGUGUUGAUAUAGCAGCAACUGUAGUUGGGGUUGCUGGAAUGGGAGUAGGUCUUUUAUCUAUGGUAACACCUGUCGGACCUUUAGUAUUAGGAGCUGCUGCAGUUUCUGGUAUAGGUACUGGAGCAUGGGGUAUUGGUCGAUCAACACAGAACUUGGUAGAUCGAAGCAAACAUGAACAAAGUAUUAGUCUCAGAGAUAGAGAAGCACUCUGCUCAUGGUUAACUAUAACAGGUAGUGCAGUUGGUUUAGCAGCAACCGGGGGAAGUGUUCUCCUUGUAAAAGCUGUUAAAAAUGGCAGGAACAUUAGUACAGCUGCUAAAUUAGCAUUCAAUUCAUUAGUCGUUGGAAAUGUCAGUCUGAAUGGUGUUGGUAUAGCAUUUCAGGGGUAUUGUAUGUAUAAAAGAUAUCAGGAAGAACAAGUAGUUAGAUCUAUGGAUGUAUUGAACCUAGUUACUCAUGUUUUGUUUUUUGGCAAUGCUGUCAUGAAUAUGCAAUUGGCAGGAAACCUUAUUGAAACCACUCAAGGAAAAAUUUUAGACAAUUAUAGAAAUAGUUUACGUACCAAACGUCUUCGUAAAUCAUUUAAUCGGGCCAAACGUGCCGCUGCUGCAAAUAAUGCAGAAAAGAUCCAAGAAAACGCUGAAGUCAUACGGUAUAUUAAUGCAAAGAAUGACAUGCUAUUUAAACAAAACAAUGUCCCUAUCAAUAGCGUAGUAACGUUUGAAGGCGGGAAAAUAAAACUUUAUGGUAAUGCAUUAUUAGAUCCUAUAAAAUUCUUAUUUAUGUUACUGCGGGAAGAUCGGAUUGACAAAGAAAAUUAUGAAAGUAAUAAUUCUUCAGAUACGGAAAGAGAUAACCCUAUGAUUUCUAAUUUAAAAGAACUAUUAUUAGAUUUACUGUACGAAUACAACACAGUUAAUGAUGAACAUUUUACAUCCAAUUUCAAUUCUUAUGAGUACGAUCGAAUUAUUGAUGAUAUGAAAAAUAUGGAAAAUGCAUCAGAAACUUUGCUUUUAAUAUUUAAAUUAGGUAUGCUUUUAAUUAAGCAAUCUCGCUCUGCCCCUGAAGUUUUGGGAAUAGCAAUUUAUUUUCUUUGGCGGUAUAUCAGAAAAAAUUUGGAACAGCGUUGUAUGAAUGCAGCUUCUUCGAUUGAAGAUCCGUUGAUUCAGGAUAUAUUAAUUAAAUUUGUAAUGUGUAUGUUCGAACACGGAGAUACAAUAAUACAAUUAUUGAUACCCGCUUUUAAAACAUAUGUAUCUAAUAUUAGCGAAACAUAAAUAUCAAGAAUUGAUAAUGUUACGUUGUCAAUUACUGAUAUGAUGCCUGAUCAUAUUAAUGUAAUUUUAAAUUAUUGUUGUAUUUCUGCUUAUUUACAUGAAAUAGUAUUGAGAAAGGAACAUAACAAAUUGAAUGAUAGUUUCGUUAAAGAAUGGUCAUAUUAUGUGUCAAUAAUUUCAUUAGUGAAAUGAACGAUUUUGAUAAUCCGCUCUUGUAAUUUACUAUUUCCAAAUUUUAUUUACGUAUAGUAUGCCCUAUUAUCAAUAUUGAGUAAUAUAAUGCAAUUUCAGUUUGGGGUAUUUGGUAAAUGAUCGUCUUUGCUUACAAGUCUUACCACACCAAGAAUUGAUAGUGAACACGUUAUGUUUGAAAAAUACGUACAUGGAUUUGACAAGUGUUCAUAAAGGAAGCAUUCAUAAUUUACGUAUCGACUGUUAAUUUUAAAAGGUGUACGUAUUCUUCCAAUGUUUCAGAACAAUGCACACAUACGAUGCGUAAUCGUAGCGCAUGUUACAUAUCUGUGUAUGCGUUAGAAAGAAAUUUUAUAGUUAAAAUGAUGAUAUUUAUAUUGUAAUAUAAGAUGAUAUUAAUCUCAUUUCGUAUGAAUAUAGUAUGUCAUUUUUAAAAAUUAGUAAUUUUAUAAAGUACGACUUCAAGUGCGAUCACAGUAAUCUUAAUCACAAUGUUGCCUUCUUGAAGAUUUAUAUACGUAUAUUGUAUUAUAUAUUAUAUAUAUGGAAUAGUAUUUUUCUCACUGUAUGCAAUGAUUAUACACUCUUGUAAAAAUGCACAUUUUGAAUACAGCUUUACAAAAGCAAAUGGUAAACAAUAAUGUAUUUUUUCUGUUUAAAGUUUUAUCAACCUAAAGAUAAAAUACAGGUAUACUUUAUCAAUAUUUUUCUGCGAUUGGUUACUACGUUUUCAUGUGUGCACCCGACGAAUAUUUUUAAAGUGCGUAAUAUUUGUUGCAUAAAUUCAGAAAUUAAAUGUUAAAAUAUUGUUCAGCAUGGGCUGAUAUAGUACCCUGAUUAAUUCACAACUUUUGUUAUAUUUUUGGACGUUUUUCUUUUAAUCCUUAUAUGUACAACCAAUGUAAUCACGUUGUUUCCCACCGGAUAAUUUAGUACCCUAAGCGCUCGAUUCAAGCAGAUUUUAUAUAAAACGAUAAAAUCAUGCUCAGAUUUUUGAAAAAUAUAUUAGAUUUUAUUGCUAUUAUUACAAACAAAGUAAUAUUUUAUGAAUGUAAAUACAAAACGGUGAUGUAUGACUAAAAAAUGAUCUAAUGUUAAAGUCUAUAGUUGAAGCUUGCUGCGUAUGUUCAUACAUUAAUUUCAUUAUAAGAAUGGAGGAACGAAGAAGAAAUAAAUUCAUGAUAUUCCGUUUUUGUCGACUUUUCAAUCCUUAAUGACUACUCUAACACUAUCCAUCCGUUAGUUACAAAGUCAAUAUCGAAAUUCUGCAGGUUUGCGUUACGUAUCGUAGAAGUUUCAGAGAAACCCCAUCUCUGAGAUCAAUUAUCUCCAAGAACAUUUGUUUUUGAAUGGAAUUAUUGUCAAAAUAUUUUAUAAUUAUACGCAUAUUAUUACGUUUAAAAAUAGAAGAAUUCCACCAUUUUGUCAACCGUAAACGAGAAUCUUGUAAAAAACAC